Messenger RNA from Amphiprion ocellaris (clown anemonefish), 6650 nucleotides. Its product is annotated as single-minded homolog 1-like. NCBI's taxonomy places the organism in Eukaryota, Metazoa, Chordata, Actinopteri, Pomacentridae. Bases 486 to 2771 code for a protein of 761 amino acids. Gene Ontology annotation, biological process: regulation of transcription by RNA polymerase II. The record is from RefSeq and is a predicted model, not a curated record. The transcript has 12 exons. Gene Ontology annotation, molecular function: protein dimerization activity; RNA polymerase II transcription regulatory region sequence-specific DNA binding; DNA-binding transcription factor activity, RNA polymerase II-specific.
UGAGGAGAGGAGGUUUUGUCGGGCACAAAUGCCACUCGUUGCGCGUCCUUAUAAUUUGGAGAGGUGUAUGCAGCGCACGGCCCGCUCGCCUUUCCAGGUGGAAAAUCCAGGAGGAGCUGAGACCAAUUUUAACUGGGACGACUGGUCAAACCCGGUUCAGGACAGGUGAAAUUCCCAGCAGGCGGCAUUUAAGGGCCACAGGAUCGAUUCAGAUGUAGGGAAAUACAGCAGCUCGGGUCAUGGAUGAAGGCCGGCAGCAGCACCGAGGAACUGCAACCAGUUGAAGUGUCACUGACCCGAAUCCAGCUGGACUUCUAGGGAUAUUCACACUUUUGUUUUUGGAUUCAGCUGUUGGUAUCACAAUUGCAGCUUCUUUUUUUAUUAGAUUAUUUUUAAGUACUAUGAAAACCUGGCAAAGCGUGGAGGAAUCUCUACUUUGAAUGACCACAGACUGUAAGUGAGGAUACAGUGAAAAAGGCGCCGAAAUGAAGGAGAAAUCCAAAACGGCCGCAAGGACUAGACGGGAAAAAGAGAACAGUGAAUUUUACGAACUGGCCAAAAUGUUGCCUUUACCGUCGGCCAUCACCUCUCAGCUCGACAAAGCGUCUAUAAUCAGACUGACGACGAGUUACCUGAAGAUGAGAAUUGUUUUCCCUCAGGGCUUGGGUGAAGCUUGGGGUCAUGCAAGUCGAACAAGAUCUUUGGACAAUAUUGGCCGAGAGCUUGGAUCUCAUUUACUGCAGACUUUGGACGGAUUCAUCUUCGUCGUGGCUCCAGAUGGGAAGAUAAUGUACAUUUCAGAGACCGCGUCGGUGCAUUUAGGACUGUCUCAGGUAGAGUUGACCGGGAACAGUAUUUAUGAAUAUGUUCAUCCCGCCGACCACGAUGAGAUGACAGCUGUCCUGACGCCACAUCAGCCGUACCACUCACAUUUCGUACAAGAAUAUGAAAUGGAGCGCUCUUUCUUUUUGCGGAUGAAAUGUGUGCUGGCAAAAAGAAACGCAGGACUCACCAGUGGUGGAUACAAGGUGAUUCAUUGCAGUGGCUACCUGAAGAUCCGUCAGUACAGUUUGGACAUGUCUCCCUUUGAGGGCUGCUACCAGAAUGUGGGACUGGUGGCUGUGGGUCACUCUUUACCACCCAGCGCUGUAACCGAGAUCAAACUGCACAGCAACAUGUUCAUGUUCAGAGCCAGUCUGGACAUGAAGCUCAUCUUCCUGGACUCCAGGGUAGCUGAGCUGACAGGUUAUGAGCCCCAGGACCUCAUAGAGAAAACGCUGUACCAUCAUGUCCACAGCUGUGACAUCUUCCACCUCCGCUGUGCUCACCACCUCUUGCUGGUAAAAGGCCAAGUCACCACUAAGUAUUAUCGUUUCCUUGCCAAGCACGGUGGCUGGGUCUGGGUCCAGAGUUACGCCACCAUCGUCCACAACAGCCGAUCGUCCAGACCUCACUGCAUUGUCAGUGUCAACUACGUCCUCACGGACACUGAGUAUAAGGGAAUGCAGCUGUCUUUGGACCAAAUGAGCCCCACCAAGCCAGCGUUCCCCUACGCCGACAGUCACAAUGAAGAGAGGAAGAGCACCAAGUCACGUCUGACCCAGUCCAAGGCCAAAGCCAGAGUGUCGCCCUAUCCACAGCAAUUUUCAGCUUUUAAUCCUGAGCGUUCGGAGUCUGACCAAGACAGCCAAUGGGGAGGGAGUCCUUUGACAGACUCUGCCUCUCCUCAGCUGUUGGAUCCCAGUGAGGCGGCGGAGGCAUCCUGCGCCUAUCGACUGUAUCCGGACUCAGGCUCCCUGUGCUACGGUCUGGGUCUGUCGGAGGACGAUCUCGCUCAUGCCCAGACGCAUCCUCACACCACCACCUGUGACCGGGUUCGAUGCCAGAGCGGACGUUACUUCCUGGGAACCCCCCAGUCAGGAAGAGAGAUGUGGUGGGACACCACUCGCUCAGUGCUGUCCCUGCCAAAAUUCUCCGUGGAGAACAGCGAGGGCUACGAAAUCACAUCCUACCAUGGCGCCAUUCACGGACGAGGCCACUGGGAUGAAGACAGUGUUGUGAGUUCACCUGAUGGAGGCGGGUCCACCAGUGAUUCAGGUGAGCGUUACCAUGGUGACCAAUUCCAAUCAAGCCCUCGAGAGCCCAGCAAGAUGGAGACCCUGAUCCGCGCCACUCAGCAGAUGAUCAAAGAAGAAGAGAGCCGCCUGCAGCAACACAAGGCGCCGCUGGAUGUCUCAGGCCUCGCCAAAACCCACAGUCCGUGCUUCACCUCCUCCCUGCCCCACCACUCUCAGCUCACCAUGCCCAGCGUGGUGUGCCGUGGCCCCGGAGCCCCCAGCAUCGACCUCCCCUCUGAACGCCUCCAUCACCGGGACAGCGUCAAAGUGCUCGGCCCCCACGACAACGACGAAAACACGACAAGUCCCGCUUCUUUGUCACGUCUCAGCAGCCCCAGCUCUGAUGGAAUCCCCCGGCCGGGCCUCUCCCUCACCAAAGACUACAUGCAGACGGACCUGUCCCCCCACCCUCCACAGCCCCAGGGGAGCCCGCUGCUCUAUCCGGCCCAGGAGAGGCAGCCUCUGGACAGGCAAGCAGCAUAUGCCUUGACUGGGUACUCGCUGGAGCACCUGUAUGAUCCGGAGAACUUGCGGAGCUACUCUGGCCUGGCCUGUGGAGGCGUCCAGUACGACGUAGCGUCUCAUGUGAGAAUGCAGGCCGAGCAAAUACAGGGACACAAGGCCACCUCAGUCAUCAUAACCAACGGCAGCUGACGAUAUCUUGUGCAGAUAGGUCCUGUUGUCUAAAAUGAGGAUGCUACCGAUAGUGGCGAUGUAUGCACACUGACCAGGUGCUUGAUACAAAAGGCGAGACAAUGACAAAAAAAAGGAUACAAGGCACCUGUGUUGGGUUUAUACGCCCUUUGCGGUUCAUUCAGCACAACUUUGUUGUCAGGCCUUUGUAUUGUACCACUCUGUUUUCUUCAUCACCAGAGGAUGAUUUUCCAAGACUCUAAAGGAAACUCAGCAAACUAGGACAUUCGCUAUUCCGCCUGACACAGGGAGGAGGUUUGCUCCAUUAAAUAGGAAUAUAGUGUUAUUUUAAUGGCAGUGAACUGAAUUCCCCUCCCUGCUGGUUAAACAUCAAGCCAGUGUUUCUGUCCCAAACUGCUCACGCACCAUUGGCCAUGUGAGUUAAUCUGUCCUGGACAUGAUUUCCAAAGGCAGUAGGGAAAAGUGUUGUUCCAUUACCCUUUCACCUGAAAACUCCAUUGCACAGAGCAUAAUGUUUGACACAUGAAGUGCAACAUGGGAAAGUCAAGCGUUUCACUAUUGUAAGAUGUCAAUGUUUCCUGGUAUUUAUUUGUCAGUGGGCUGUUCUCUGUAUGUGUCAUUUUUUUCCUGUCCAAGUAGACUGGUGCAUUAAAUUAGUUCUGGUGUUUGGAUCACACCAUUAUUAUGAUACUAGGUAAGAAAAAAAAUUAAAUGAAGUGGAAAAACACAGAAAAAUGCCUCUGAUAUGUAAGUGUAAAAUAUGCUUUAAUGUAUAGGUUGAAAUGCCCUCAUUUAGAGUGCGAAGAGUUGUUACUCAACUAACUCAUUUGUAAUCUCCCCUCUAAAUAUAGGCAUUGUAUAUAUCGACUUACAGUUGUAGCUAAUAUUAUUUACAUAUCAGAGUAUAAUUUUUCCUGUUUUUACUUCACAUAACCUUUACCCAACUUAUUGGCAUAUGUAGAAUAUGCUGUAAAAAAAAAUCCUUAAAUUCUGCUCCACAUGCAGCUGUUCUCGCAGAAAAAAACCCAUUUGUUUUGUUUUGUCACCACAGCCUAAAGGGUUAAAAAUGAUUGAUAGAAACAUAAAUAAGUUGAAUGUCUUUAGUUUCUUAUUUAAUUUAUGAUGUAAAUAUCUCCACACAAUGAACUUUUGAACAAAAAGUGACGAGAUUAUUUAUUAAUUGGUUUAAAAAGUCUCUUAAAUCUGAAUACAGUUACAAACAAAUAACUUUGGUGUGUGUUGAAUUUUGUCUUGUCUGUUAAACCGUCUGCUUUGAAUGAGCACACACACACACACACUUAAUGCUGCUGCCUCAGAAAAAUGGAUAUUUCGAUAUACAUACAAACACAAAUGUAUAGUACAUCCUAACAUUAAUUUUUUUUGUAUUUAAUCAUUAAUUUAGAACAGAGUAGUCUGUGAUUAUUCAGUCUUUUUUCAGCUGAUGCGACCAACAGGCUGUAAAUCUGACCACAGACAUAUAAUUUACUCUUUUGCUAAGUAAAUGCUAAGUAAUAGCUAACUUUACUCCAGGUUUUAUAGUAGAACAGUGUAUUUGAGUUCAUCACAAUGAAGAAACAUUUCACCCAGAGCAAACAUGUGGCUCACUGAUGUGUGUUUUUAUAGUUUUUAGAGAGCAGUUUCAUACACAGGUAUCGGACAAAAUGUCAAAAGCUUAAGAUGGUGAAUUAAAGGCGGGAAUUAUUGCAAACAUCUCCAGCAAAAAACCUGAACAAAUCUAUUCCUGCCGAGCCGUCACGUUUUUCAUGCACUUGCAGCAACACGUUCCUGCUGUUUGGAACAAUUGAACUCACACAUUUAGCCACUCUGACCUCUGCUCACAGGCAGUUUCUCUCUCGGCAUGUUUUAAUGUAUGUAAGUUAUUCACAUGUAGCCGGAGAGCUGCCUGCCUGCCUGUCUGACUGAACCUGGACGCAGUCUGGGCCUGGAUGCAGAACUCGACCCAUCAUUCACCGCUGACACGACCAUCUGAUGGUCUGCCAGAUAUCACUGCUGCUGUCGUUCCGGCUGCAGAAACUACCAACGCAGUCUGCUACUGACAUCACUGAGGUCUAUGAACAGUGUGUGUGAGUGUGAGUGUGAGUGGGUGUAUGUUUAUUGCUGAGAUACUUUAAUAAUCAGAGAGCUGUGUGUUUUUUUUUUUUCUUCUUUUUUCGUCUAAACACUGGGGAUUUUUCCUGAUGUGCCCUGAAGGCUUUCACAUGUAGACUUGGUUACAAAUGCGGCCAAACGCUGGGCCUUUUGCCCAGACUUUGCACUCUUGCAUACACCUCCCCAGCUACCUCACCCAAGAUCCACCUCGGUCUAUAGAAAGAAACAGUGGAUUACAGAGUUAGAAGAAAACUGUGGGUUUGUGUGCCAGCAGAGAGGAAGACUGACAGUUUUCUCACACACUGUAAACACACAGAUAACAAGCAGCAGCGGUAGAAGAGAAAAUCAGAUUAUUUGCUUUAGUGAAAGUACCAAAACCACUGUAAAAGUGCUUCAUUACAAGCUAAGCUCCUGUAUUUGGAAUUAAACUGAAAGUAUGGAAGUAUUACCAAUAUAAUGCAUUCAGUGUUAAAUGUAAAACUCAUUAUGCAGAAAGGCUCCUUAUUAAAAAAAAGUUCUAUGUAUUAAAUUGUCUCAUUAUUAUUGAUGAAAUCAUGUAUAAGUAUUAAUUUAAUGCUGUAUCUAGAUUUAAUUACUUUAUAUAGCAUUGGGCUUUUAAUUCAUAGCAAAUUUAAUUUUAUGUUCUAAGUUAAUAGGUUUAUAAAAGCUAUAUUGUAACUUUAAUAAUGGUAAAUAAGCAGCUUACUGAUUGACUUUCAGCUUGGAAAGUUGGGAUCGAUCUCUUUAAAAAGCAGCUUUUUUAGCACUAAAAAAAUAUAAAAUGUAAAAGGUAGAACAUUUCUCACCAAAAAUGUGGUGCAGUAGAGGUAGAGAGUAUACAGCUGAAAAUAGGAAAUACUCUAAUUCUCUUCUUUGCUGCUUUCAACUGCAGGGAAACAGGAAAAACAAGGACUGUGGAGAGUUACCACAUUAACAGAAAAGACCUGUCUUGAAGUGCAACAGUGGGGAUCUUUGCAUUUUUUGGGAGCAAUCCAAAGAGCUAUUGGAGAAUAGCAGAUGUUAGGUUCCGGAGUAAAAAUCAAUCAAGAAUAAAAACAAAGGGCCACAUGACGUCACUACAAGAACAGAUGUGUCAUGUUAAUCGCUUCCUUACUCUCAGGAACCCGUCAUAAUGAACCACAGCGCUGCAAAAUUAAAGCAUUUGCAGUUAAUUUAACUAUAUGCUGCAGCCAAACGAAAAGCACGAGUGGCUCGGCUUUGUUUACACCGUCAGGCGUCGGCGGUUGGAGGAGAUAAAGAUGCUGCCUGGUGUCAUGUGGUCGACGCUGUGGAGGUAAACUGUGGAACCGCAGGAGAAAGAUCUCAGGGUUUCAGGACUGCAGCGAAGGAGAAAUGGAUCCUAAAUUCACAAACGACCACAGAAUACGAGGGUGCAGGUGGCGAGUCUCAAAAUAGCCACUGAAUGUCUACUUGAUUGAUUUCAGGCCUGGCACUGAGGCACAAUUGCAUAUUCAUACAUCAAUUAAAGUGUUCCUUCCACUAGAGCCUCCAUAAUUCAACCCGGCGCUUAGUGAACAGUCAUCCUUAUGAGGCAGCAAAGGAAAAUGUUUCAACAUGUUUUCUGUUCGUGCGUACUUUAUGACCUCUUUGAGUGUGAACUGACAUCUUCUAAUUGUUUAAUACCCCUCCUUCUUUGAACCCGGCCUGGAAAGCUGCCUCGAAACAUAUCUAGCCUCAAAACACAGCCGCGACAGCAUGCAAGCAUACAAACACUCUACUGUGCAUGAAAACACUUCCCAUGUAGCAUUU